GGAAUUGAGGUAAAGCGUAGUUUUCAACAGUUGCCGUUACAUUCCAGCUCCACUCCGGAUCGGAUCUUCAGAUCAAGCUCUACAUCCGACCAGUAUUCUCCCUAUCAGGGACUGUCUGUGUACCUCGAUGUUCCGGUUGGGGAAUGGAUCGUUAAGACGCAGUGGACUUUUGCAGCGAGGCCUUAGAAAGGCUAUUCACGGGGGUUUGAAACGUCAUGGAUUGGAGUCUGCCACCGGACCACUGGUGCCCCUCCUACCCCUCCGCUCGCUGCGCUGCAUUUCUACACCGGCUUCUUCCCCUCUUCCUCCUCCAUCAUCCCAUUCUCCCUCUUCUUCCAUCCUCUCUCCCAACCGAUUGACCUGUUUGAGUUCCAUUCAACCAGGUUUGAGCCCAUAUCAGAAGAGACACUGUUCAACGGCAUUCCGCACAAUGGGUAGAGACGACAGGGAGAUUCUGCCGGAUGUGGCAAAGCCAUCUCAUUAUACGAUUUCCCUAUAUAAUCUCCAGCUUGGUGGCUCCUGGGGUUACAACGGAACCGUAAAAAUCGACACCAGAAUCACUCGACCUACCUCGGAAAUCGUGCUGAAUGUCAAGGCAAUUGAGGUGCAAACCGCCAAAAUCACUUCCAAAGAUGGAUCGACAUCGGUCAAUAGCUCCGACAUCUCCUAUGACAGGACUUCAGAGCGUGUCACUACCAAGUUUGCCGAAGAAAUCAAAGAGGGCGACUUCGUCUUGGAGCUUGCGUUUACCGGAACGAUGAACAACCAUAUGGCCGGUUUUGCUAGGGCGAGAUACCAAUCGUCUGAAACACCAGCACCGGGAACUCCUAAGGAAGGAGACGAUUACUUCAUGCUUAGCACCCAAUUCGAGGCCUGUGAUGCCAGACAAGCAUUCCCUUGUUUUGAUGAACCAAAUCUGAAGGCAACGUUUGACUUCGAAAUUGAAGUUCCCAAAGACUUGGUUGCAAUCAGCAAUAUGCCCAUCAAGAGUACUCGCGAAGGAAGCAAUCCGGGUCUAAAAUUCGUUUCUUUCGACAGAACCCCCAUUAUGAGCACAUAUCUUCUCGCAUGGGCGGUCGGUGAUUUCGAAUACGUUGAAGCCCACACCAAGCGCAAAUACAACGGCUCUCCGAUCCCAGUCCGUGUUUACACCACCAGAGGCCUUAAGGAGCAAGCCCGCUUUGCCCUUGAAUGUGCGCAUAAGACUGUGGAUUACUUCUCUGAAGUUUUCGAGAUCGACUACCCUCUGCCUAAGUCCGAUUUGCUUGCUGUCCAUGAAUUUGCUAUGGGCGCCAUGGAAAACUGGGGACUUGUGACGUACCGUACAACUGCAGUGCUCUUUGAAGAAGGCAAAUCAGACGACAGGUUCAAGACUCGUGUUGCAUACGUUAUUGCACACGAAUUGGCUCAUCAGUGGUUUGGAAAUCUUGUCACGAUGGACUGGUGGAGUGAACUUUGGCUCAACGAGGGUUUCGCGACUUGGGUCGGCUGGCUUGCUGUGGAUCACUUCUAUCCUGAAUGGGAUGUCUGGUCUCGUUUUGUCGCUGAAGCAGUGCAACAAGCUUUCCUCCUUGACUCGCUGCGGGCAUCUCAUGCAAUUGAGGUACCCGUAAGGAACGCACUUGAAGUGGAUCAGAUUUUUGACCAUAUUAGCUACAUGAAAGGAAGCUCUGUCAUUCGUAUGCUCAGUAGCCACCUUGGCCAAGAAACCUUCUUGCGCGGUAUUGCCAAAUAUCUCAAAGCGCAUGCAUAUGGCAACGCCACAACAAAUGACUUGUGGUCUGCUUUGAGUGAGGCUUCUGGAAAAGAUGUGACUGGUUUCAUGGAUCCAUGGAUUAGAAAGAUCGGAUUCCCAUUGGUGACUGUGGCUGAAGAGCCCAAUCAAAUUACUGUCGCGCAAAAGAGGUACCUCGCUUCCGGUGAUGUAAAACCGGAGGAGGACGAGACCUUAUGGUGGAUCCCCCUUGGAAUCAAGUCCGGACAGGAGGCUAAAGCCGUAGGUGAGCGUAAUUUAACAUCAAAAUCUGAUGUAGUUCAAAACAUCAGCCAAGAUUUCUACAAGCUCAACAAGGACCAAUGCGGGUUUUAUCGAACAAACUAUCCCCCGGAGCGCUUGGCUAAACUCGGGAAGUCUCUCAAUCUGCUGAGUACCGAAGACAAGAUUGGUCUGAUUGGCGAUGCUUCUGCUUUGGCUGUCUCUGGCGAAGGAACCACAGCUGCCACCUUGGCUCUUCUCGAAAAUUUCCAGGAUGAACAAAACUAUCUGGUCUGGAUGCAGCUUAUCACAUCCUUGAGCCACAUCAGAUCAGUUUUUGCAGCCAACGAAGAAAUUGCAACUGGCUUGAAGAACUUUGCGCGUAAACUUGUGACACCGGCUGUUGAAAAGCUCGGCUGGGAAUUCCAGCCGAAUGAGGAUUACCUUACAGGCCAGCUUCGUCAGCUGCUAAUCUCCUCAGCCGGCCAUGCUGGCCACGAAGGGACCAUCACUGAGGCUAAACGACGAUUCAAUCUUUGGGCAACAGGCGAGGACAAGAGUGUAAUUCACGCCAACCUGCGCAGUGCAAUCUUCACGAUCAACGUUUCCGAGGGAGGCCAAAAGGAAUAUGAUACGGUUAAAGAGGAGUUCGGCAGAACAAGCUCCAUUGAUGGCAAGGAGAUCUGCGUCGGAUCGCUUGCACGAACUAAGAAUCCCGACAUUCUCAAAGAUUAUUUCGAAUUCCUAUUCUCUGGCAAAGUUGCAACUCAGGAUAUCCAUACUGGAGGAGCAGGCUUAGCAGCAAAUUCCAAGGCAAGAGAUGCAUUCUGGGUUUGGCUCAAGGCAAACUGGGCUCGCGUCGAGAAGAAACUGGGAUCCAACAAAGUUGUCUACGAGCGAUUCAUCAGGAUGAGUUUGUCGAAAUUCGCCGACCACGCCACCGAGCGAGACAUUGCCAAAUUCUUCGAGGACAAAGAUAAGGGUGGGAUCGAUCGUGGCUUGCUUGUUGUCGGUGACACCAUCCGGACAAAUGCCAACUAUCGGGAGAGAGAUGAGAAGGGAGUGCUGGAAUGGUUGAAGGCUCAUAACUAUGUCUAGAUGCCUCUUCCAAAACAAGAGACAAGUGUGAUCUUUGUAGGUGUAGUAGUUAUGUAACUAGUGUGCCACUAUUUUAAAUCCAUGACAUGCUGAUUUUAGCAUGUAUACGCCUAUCCCAUGUGGCCUGUCUAAUGGAGUGCAUUCCAGUGGUAUCAGAGCACAGGGCACAUUUGAUUUCUGGCUGAUGAGAUGAGAAUCAAAUGGCAAGCCUCAUGUGAAACAUCACCUUGCCAAACAUGGGUUCCCAGGAAGCACG
This is a messenger RNA of Coccidioides immitis RS, 3329 nucleotides long. Its product is annotated as aminopeptidase 2. Gene Ontology annotation, molecular function: peptide binding; metalloaminopeptidase activity; zinc ion binding. The record is from RefSeq and is a predicted model, not a curated record. Gene Ontology annotation, cellular component: cytoplasm. The transcript is spliced from 12 exons. Gene Ontology annotation, biological process: proteolysis; peptide catabolic process. Bases 128 to 3073 code for a protein of 981 amino acids. NCBI's taxonomy places the organism in Eukaryota, Fungi, Ascomycota, Eurotiomycetes, Onygenales, Onygenaceae.